Molecule: messenger RNA, 855 nt
Organism: Penicilliopsis zonata CBS 506.65
Lineage: Eukaryota; Fungi; Ascomycota; Eurotiomycetes; Eurotiales; Aspergillaceae
Exons: 4
Coding region: 1-855 (284 amino acids)
Source: RefSeq, a predicted model, not a curated record
AUGCCGCCGCCGGCCAAGUGCGCUCUGCCUUGCAGCGACUCUCUGUGGGCGUUUCCCGAACACAUCAUCGACGUGUGGUCCAUCGGGUCCUUCCACUACUCGUCGGCGUUUUCGCUGUGCAUCAUCCUGGCUGUCAGCGAGCUGUGGCCGGUGCACUGCUUCCUGCAGAAGCCCUACGAUAUGAGACAGGUCGACGAGCGCCUGGAAUGGCAGAGCGAGGCCCAGCAGAUCGACGAACGGCUCACCAUGUGGCGCGAGGAAUUCGUCGCCGCCGUCUUCCGCCUGAUCAACGCCGAGUUUCCGCAGGAUAAUCGGGCUGAAAUGGAUCCGAACAUCGUCUUGACCAACUGUGUUUUGAAUAUGGCUGUCAUUGCGCUUUUCCAACGACGCGCCCCAUGUCCCGAGGGGGUUGAUCAGCCAGUCGAACCUUGGCCAUAUGCAACGAAUCGAUGCGUGUAUGCAUGCGAAAACAUGGCCGCCAAAGUCCGCCGCAUCGACGACGCCGAGCUAUUCAACGCCAACCCGCACCUCAUCUUGUCCAUAUUUGUCGCCGCGCGGUUCUACAUUGUCUACUCGAAAGCCCUCGACGCCGACGUGCCGAGGAACCUGCAUUCCCUGGCCUUUGCGCUGCACACCUGCAGCAAGCGGUGGCCCCUGGCGCGACGAUACGAAGCCAUCAUCCGGACUGCAGUCGCCGAGCAUCGCACCGCCGUCUUGGAGUCGUCGCUGCCCGUCCAGUUCUACGACCUGCGCUUCUCGACCCUCGAGCUCAGCGACACCCUCCAGGCCUGGGCGGACCGUGCUCUGCUGCCGGACCCCGUUGAGAUGCAGUCUGUCUCUGAAGCGACGCCCUAA